Messenger RNA from Trematomus bernacchii (emerald rockcod), 715 nucleotides. RefSeq lists its product as uncharacterized. Gene Ontology annotation, molecular function: acrosin binding. The annotation marks the transcript as partial. Gene Ontology annotation, cellular component: extracellular matrix. Lineage: Eukaryota; Metazoa; Chordata; Actinopteri; Perciformes; Nototheniidae. The record is from RefSeq and is a predicted model, not a curated record. Gene Ontology annotation, biological process: positive regulation of acrosome reaction; binding of sperm to zona pellucida; egg coat formation. The transcript has 7 exons.
GGUCCACAUGCUGCUCCUAAAUGAAAAAAUAACAGGGGUAGCGGAGACAAAUGUCAUCCCCCUGGGCUCCUUCAUGCCAAUAUGGGCAACAGUGGAGCAGAAGUCCCAUCAGCCAUUGCUGCUGCUCAUGGAGGAAUGUGUGGCAGCCACUACGCCUGAGCUGCAGGCUAACAGCAAUGUGUACCCCAUCAUUACAAAUAAGGGGUGUCUCCUGGACAGUGUGAAGGGAAACUCCAGGUUUCUCCCUCGCUACCACUCGUCUGCAAUCAUCCUCUACCUGCAGUCCUUCAAGUUUGGUCUCGGCGACGAGGUGUACAUUCACUGCAAACUGCUCGCAUGGGAUCCUGAAGUUCUAAGUGAGAGCAAGAAGCUUGCCCACUAUGUAAAGGGAAAUGAGCGAUGGGAACUCCUGGAUGACCCCAUGCAGAGCUCCAUGUGUGACUGCUGUUCUAGGACCUGCAACACUCGCUCCAAGAGAAGAGACGAAUGGGAAUCCAACGGCUUCAUGCACACUUCUGUGUUGGGACCCCUGAUCAUAAUGGAUCCAUCGCAACAAAAUGCCCACAAUGCAUCAGAUGUUUCCAUUGCUGACCAAGGAAGUCCAGUCUAAGAUUGGGGAGACUGAACAGAGGGCCCAGGUGGACGACAUCCAUAUGCAGAUUAAAGUUGUCUAUAAUCUCUGUAUAAAUAAAACUGUUAACUCCUGUGGAGUAUA